GCCUUCUUUAUGUACCCCGAUAGAAGCCCGGGCACGUCAGGCUGCGAGCUAAUACCGACCGAGGCAGCACAUGUCGGCUAGCGGGGGAAGGGACCUCGCAGGCCGUCACGACUGUACCCUUCCGAAGUACCUGAGCUGUGAUUCGGUACCGAUGGCGACGCUGAGCCGAGCCCACCCCGGCGACGGUGUUUGUUCCUUGCGUGUGGUCGCUCGGUGAUGCUUGUUUAGCGGCCAAACGACGCUGGUUCCUCCGCGGCGCAGGUGUAGUAGCGGCAACAGAACAGGAACCACGGGAGCCAUGGGAACUACUUUCUAUUCACCGCCUCUGCGUUCUCUGUCUUCGGGGAGCGAGCUGCUAGGUUCCCCCCGGAUGGUUUCUAAUUGGGCCCAAUGAAGUGGAGGCGAACCCACCUGGAGCUAAUGAUCCCGCCUGAGGAGGACCAGGUUCCCCUGUGACUUGGAUUGAUUUUCCCUCGGAUUACGACGAUGAUGAAUGUUGUGCGACGGCAGUUUGACGUUUACGUGUUUGGAUGUUCUGGUUCUGUUUUUCUUAGCCAACCCGCUCCCAAUUCGGGGUUUCCCAGUCCAUCAUGUCCAGAUCCAACAGCGUGAGCCCCCCCGGCGCCGGUGGGCCCAACCUGAGGGGCGGGACCGAGCACAGGUCCGCUUGGGAGGAGUCCGAGUCGGUGACGAACGGCUGUCCGUACUCGGCCAGGCGGCUGACCCGCACCAAUAGCCGCUGGAGGGAUGACGACGACCUGGUCCGCCGCCGGCCGCCCCCGCCCGGCCGCGUCCCUACCACCGUCAGCAGGGUCAGCUUCCGCUCCCGCUCGGCGUGGCAGGAGCACGGCGAAGAGCUGAGAGCCAAGUCGGUGGAGCUGGGCCUGGAGGAGCGGCGGGGGGCUCAGCAGGAGCGGGAGGUGGCCGAGCUCGGUCUCUCCGCGGCGGCCUGCUGGAGCGGCGUCAUGCACGUCUUCAGCUCCAAGAAGUUCCAGUCGGAGAACCUGGAGCGGCUCUACCAGCGCUACUUCUUCCGCCUCAACCAGAGCAGCCUGACCAUGCUCAUGGCGGUGCUGGUCCUGGUCUUCACAGUCAUGCUGGUCUUCCAUUGCUCGGCCAGGACGCCGAGCCCCAGCGUGCCCUACGUGGUGGUCUUCUCCGGGGCCAUCUUCCUGACCCUGGCGCUCAUGGUGGCGUGCAACCGCAGCGGCUUCCAGCAGGACCACAUGUGGGUGGUCUGCUACGUGCUCAUCCUGCUGGUCCUGGUGGUGCAGGUGGUCGGCGUCCUGAUCGUGCAGCCCCGCAGCGCCUCCGAGGGGAUCUGGUGGACCGUCUUCUUCAUCUACGUAGUCUACACCUUGUUGCCCGUCCGGAUGAGAGCCGCCGUCAUCACCGGUCUCCUGCUGUCCGCCGUGCACGUCAGCCUGUCCUGGAUGCAGAACACCCUGGACCCCUUCCUCUGGAAGCAGCUGGUGUCCAACAUGCUGAUCUUCUCGUGCACCAACAUCGUGGGCGUGUGCACGCACUACCCUGCCGAGGGCUCCCAGAGGCAGGCCUUCCAGGAGACCCGGGAAUGCAUCCAAGCCCGCCUGCACUCUCAGAGGGAGAACCAGCAGCAGGAGCGCCUGCUGCUCUCUGUGCUUCCUCGACACGUCGCCAUGGAGAUGAAGGCUGACAUCAACGCCAAGCAGGAGGACAUGAUGUUUCACAAGAUCUACAUCCAGAAGCACGACAACGUCAGCAUCCUGUUCGCCGACAUUGAGGGUUUCACCAGCCUGGCGUCUCAGUGCACGGCCCAGGAGCUGGUGAUGACGCUCAACGAGCUCUUUGCACGUUUUGACAAACUGGCGGCGGAGAACCACUGCCUGCGCAUCAAGAUCCUCGGCGACUGCUACUACUGCGUGUCAGGCCUGCCAGAGGCCCGCGCUGACCACGCCCACUGCUGCGUAGAGAUGGGCUUGGACAUGAUUGAAGCCAUCUCGCUGGUUCGCGAGGUGACGGGCGUGAACGUGAACAUGCGUGUGGGCAUCCACAGCGGCCGGGUGCACUGUGGCGUGCUGGGACUCAGGAAGUGGCAGUUUGACGUCUGGUCCAACGACGUUACGCUGGCCAAUCAGAUGGAGGCAGGCGGGAAAGCGGGGCGUAUCCACAUCACCAAGGCGACGCUCAACUACCUGAACGGCGACUACGACGUGGAGCCGGGGACGGGCGGAGAGAGGAACGCCUACCUGAAGAGGAACAACAUCGAGACCUUCCUCAUCGUGGGCUGCAGCCAGAAACGGAAAGAAGAGAAGGCCAUGAUUGCCAAGAUGAACCGCCAGAGGACAAACUCUGUGAGCCACAACAGCAGCCACUGGACGGACAGACCCUUCUACAACCACCUGGCCAACAACCAGGUCUCCAAGGAGAUGAAGAGGAUGGGCUUUGAGGACCCAAAGGACAAGCAUUUCAUCUUCAGACACGCGCAGGAGAACCUCAACCCCGAGGACGAGGUGGACGAGUUCCUGGGCCGCGCCAUCGACGCUCGCAGCAUCGACCGCCUGCGCUCUGAGCAUGUCAAGAAGUUCCUGCUCACCUUUAGGGAACCCGACCUGGAGAAGAAGUAUUCCAAACAGGUGGACUCCAGGUUCGGUGCCUACGUGGCGUGUGCCUCCCUCGUCUUCCUCUUCAUCUGCUCCAUCCAGAUCGUCAUCAUGCCUUUGACCAGCCUGAUGAUGGGCUUCUUCAUCACGUGCCUCCUCAUCCUCACGGCGCUGAUGUUGGUGUCCACUGUGUACUGCUGCUUCGGGAUCUUCCCGGCCCCCCUGCAGACCCUCUCCAGGAGAAUCGUUCAGUCCAGACUGAACAGCACUCUGCUGGGCGUGGCGACCAUCCUGGUGGUCUUUCUCUCCGCCUUCGUCAACAUCUUGACCUGCAGCGGUCGUGACCUACGCGGGUGCAUAGGGGCGGAGCUUAAUAUCAGCCUGGACGCCGUCAACGCCUGCCACGCCCGCUUCCUCAACUACAGCCUGGACGCUCCGCGCAGCCCCUGUGGAGACGACGACGCCCCCUUUUGCAGCUUUCCUGAGGCUGGAGACGCCCCGUCCACGUGUUGCGUUCAGGCGUCCGCUGACCUGGUUUGUGCCGCUCUCCUUCCCCCCCGCCAGUACGUGUCGUGGUGCGUCCUGCUGAGCCUGCUGGCGAGCUCCGUCUUCCUGCAGGUGAGCAGCAUGGGCAAACUCUUCCUCAUGCUCUUCAUCCAGAUGCUCUACCUGCUGGUGGUGGAGGUCCCCAGGGUCGCCCUCCUCGACAACCACGACCUGCUCGUCAUGGCCAACGCCGUGCGCACUCUUGAGACCCUGAAUGGAACAAGCUGCGUGGUGGACUCCAAGGUCCCCCUGAAGAUCAUGACCCCCGUGGUCAUCACCGUCUUCGUGCUGGCGCUCUACCUUCACGGCCAGCAGGUGGAGUCCACCGCCAGACUGGACUUCCUGUGGAAACUGCAGGCGACGGAGGAGAAGGAGGAAAUGGAGGAGCUUCAGGCGUACAACCGCCGCCUGCUCCACAACAUCCUGCCCAAAGACGUGGCGGCCCACUUCCUGCAGCGCGAGCGCCGCAACGACGAGCUCUACUACCAGUCGUGCGAGUGCGUGGCCGUCAUGUUCGCCUCCAUCAGCAACUUCUCCGAGUUCUACGUGGAGCUGGAGGCCAACAACGAAGGCGUGGAGUGCCUGCGGCUCCUCAAUGAGAUCAUCGCCGACUUUGACGAGAUCAUCAGCGAGGAGCAGUUCCGCCAGCUGGAGAAGAUCAAAACCAUCGGCUCCACCUACAUGGCGGCAUCGGGCCUCAACGACGCCACGUACGACAAAGCGGGGCGCUCGCACAUCCGCGCCCUGGCCGACUACGCCAUGAGACUGAUGGACCAGAUGAAGUACAUCAACGAGCACUCCUUCAACAACUUCAAGAUGAAGAUAGGUCUCAACAUGGGUCCUGUUGUUGCCGGGGUGAUCGGCGCCAGGAAGCCCCAGUACGACAUUUGGGGAAACACGGUGAACGUGGCCAGUCGCAUGGACAGCACGGGAGUGCCGGAGAAGAUCCAGGUGACAGCGGACUUGUACCAGGUCCUGAGCUCCUACAACUACUCUCUGGAGUACAGAGGCCUGGUCACGGUCAAAGGCAAAGGAGACAUGACCACUUACUUCCUCAUCAGCGGACCCUCCGGCAGCUAACGCACUCGGUGGACUGCUACGCCGGUUCUGGUUCCGGUUCCGGUUCUGGUCCAUCCAUCAAGCAGGCUGGAGGGACUCAGCUUGGACUGACAGGAAUCUGGAUCCUGUCCAGCUGAGACCAAAGAUGUCAGAGGAGCGUUUUUACAACGCGUCUUGAAGGAUGGAUCCCUCCCUAAAUAUGGGAGGCGCCACAGCGUUUACAAAGAACUGAACACAUUUCAGCAUCAAAAACACGAAAGGAUGUCAACAAAGUUUCUAAUUUUCUACUUUGGAAAGAGCAAACGCUAUCAGAUCUUUGAGAAAGUCUAUAUUUUGUACAAAAACUCAUAGUGAAUUGUUAGCAACACCACGUUGUGAAUGCCAAUGCAAGACAAUGUCCACCCCCGCCCCGCUCCCUCGAUGGUACGACCCAGUGAAUGUCCAAUCAUGUUCAAUGAGGCCUUGAACCCCAUCAGCUUUUUAGCUUGUUUUUUAAAACGCACUAAUCAUCUUCAACUUUUUUACAUAAAUACUGAUGCAUUACUAUGACAGUUUUUGGGCCGCAUUGGAAAAAUAAAAAAAAAUCUGACAUUUUGAGAAUAAAUUUGACAAGAUUAAAGUGAUAAUGUUACAUGUCAGAGGGCAAAUAGAGCUGAGCUCUUCAGGAGGGGAAACCUUCCUCUUGCUCCAGACAAGCUUUUAUUUCCAACGUGGCAGCACAAACAGCUUAGCAUGGACCCUUCCACAUGCCAAAGGCCCCUUUGCAUAGCUGCCUCAGGGAAUGCCUGCAACAUAAACAUUCAAUCUACGUCCUAACGACUUUGAAGUAACGAUUUUAUUCUUAUAGAAUUAAGACUUUUAUUGUAAAUGAAUGACUUUAUACUUGUAAAUUUACCAUUUUUGGUCAUAAAUUUACAACUUUUUUCUCAAAAAUGAUGAAGUGUGAGGGUCUUAUGUGACCUUUGACCUUGGGCAAAGGCCAUAUUACUACAUUUUACAUUUACCAUGUUAUUCUCUAAAUUUCAGAUGUUUUUUUUCUUCAAUAUGGCCCCAAUACUUUUAGCAACAGCCAAUAAUUUUUCUACGUUACAACUUGGUCAGCAUGACAAUGUUUAAAAAAAAAAAAAAACAGUUUCAAUUGAAAGUGAUUUUUAGCCAAACAGGAUGUUGUUAUUUUGGAGUGGUUUCACAUCAUUCCUGUCACGUUUGACCGCAAUCAGGGAUGCUGAAAAGUGGACUUCACACACAAGGAGAGGAAUAAAAGAUGUUUUAUUGUUCUUUACAUGGUUGAUAAAACAACUGAACAAACAAGCGUUAGAAAGACGUGAGGACAAGUGACAGAAGAUAGAUGGAUGGAUGAAAGACGUGUGGUUUUUGUUUACAUUCGGGAUGCGCCAAUCACUCACGGAUAGCUGAACGAUGAAAGUACGAUUCCAAUAACAGGGCUUUGGUUGCUUUAAUAUUUUGAUUGUAGUGUCUGCAGACGUUAGAAUGACUAAUCUUUCCUGUUGUUGUUAUGAGGCUGCGAUAACCCCCCCCAAAAGUCCCCAAACGAGCCAGGAGGUGGCGCUGUGGCCAUUCAAACAUGACAUUGCAAUCCUUUCAAAGUAAUUAUUUAGGCUUGAUGACAUGUUGGCACAGCUGAGUGAGAUUGAUGUGUUCUCUCGUCUGAUUGGCUGCUCAGUGAUCAUAUGACAAAACCAUGAGCCAAAGUAAUAAAUAAUAUCGGCGUGAGAACAAAAAAAAA
Molecule: messenger RNA, 5934 nt
Organism: Doryrhamphus excisus (bluestripe pipefish)
Lineage: Eukaryota; Metazoa; Chordata; Actinopteri; Syngnathiformes; Syngnathidae
Source: RefSeq, a predicted model, not a curated record